This is a messenger RNA of Paramormyrops kingsleyae, 1403 nucleotides long. NCBI's taxonomy places the organism in Eukaryota, Metazoa, Chordata, Actinopteri, Osteoglossiformes, Mormyridae. The record is from RefSeq and is a predicted model, not a curated record.
AAGACUGCAGUGAAAUAUAUUUUUGUUGGGCUCCUCUUCACCAUUGAAUAUCCUGCCAUGGGUGUCAGUGUGGAGUCCAUUGCUGUAUACUCCCAGGUGGGAGGUACUGUUGCUCUGCCAUGUAACAAUGUCAUUCAGUCUGACUGCUCCUCAACCACAUGGAUUCAUGCUAGUAGUGAAAUCAAGGAAUACAGUAAACUGGUUAAUGAUGGAAAGAUCAAAGUUUCAAACUUACAUGAGAAAAUAAAAGUAGGGUCUAACUGCUCUCUGCACAUUCAUAAUGUCAGCACUGCGGAUGCUGGAUCUUACACCUGCAGACAGAUUAUCAGUGGAAAGCAACGCAAAUAUGACACUUCAGUUUACCUGUCUGUUCUCACAGGUAUAAAUUUCACCGUGAGUCAUAACGUUGUUCAUAAAGAUAUGCAUCUGUGGAAACUAUAUAUGUAUUUGCAUUCCUCAGUUGUUCCAGUGACUGAUUUGAAGCCUGGCAGCACUAUGACUCUACAGUGUCUCCUGUACACCUACCGUGGUCCUGGACAGUGUAAUAGUUACAUAUUUUAUACUCCGACUUUGAGGUGGGUGAAUGACGCAGAUAGUGAUUUGCAGAAGGAUCCCAGAUACCAAAUACACACGUCCUCCUGCGACUCCAAUCUGACAACUGAACUUCAGUGGACAGACAACAACAGGAAGUGGGGAUGUCAGCUAACUGCUAAGGGGGAAGUGAAGAUCUCACACAGCUACACCACCAUAUUGUCUGGUAGGAAAUCUAGUAGUCUAGUAUUUAUCUGGUAGAGAUAUUUUGAAUGAGUAAUGAAGUAAUGUGCAAAAAUGUAACAAUGAACAAGUAAAAUUUAAUACACUCAACCCUUCCACAUCAUGGGGCUUAAAAUGAAAAUAUAGUGAAGUGAAAAUAUACAAAGAAACAAGAUACAAGAAACAUGAGAUACAAAGAUCACUGCAAGAUUACUGCGACAUAUCACAUGAGAGCCUCCUGUAAGCAUGCUGGGCAACCUCCAAACAGAUUUAAUGCAUUUAUGAAUUACUAAACUUUUUGUAUGUCAUCUGCUGUUUUCUCAAAACUCCUAAAAACUCCCAAAAAAAUUAUUUAAAUUUAAUGUCUCAUGCUAACCCUGUGAUACAUCGAAACCAUGAUGGGGAGAAUUGCGAUACUGAAGGGUCGUCUGUAAAUGUAUAAGUAUGUAUAAUUAAUGCCCUUUACACCCUCAGCACUUUUUCUAAGAGUUUCUGCUUCUUCUAGGUGCAGACAGAACUCGUUCAGCAGGUAAUGUUUUUGCUUUUAUCACCAUCUUUGCAUGUGCUAUGUCUAAUCAGAUGCCUGUGUGCAGACGCACUAGCCUUACUAUUAGGUACAUCUGUUUAAUGCAACCAACCUGCCCUGAAAC